CUGCUAGCCAGGGAGCAGACAGUUCAUGCAUCCGGACAGGAAGAGACCAGCCAUUUAGCACAUCACAACAGUUCAAGGCUAGAUUGAAAAUGAUGUUCCUUUGGGGUGUUUUGGUUCUUGUGAACCUGGUCUCAGUGUCUACAAGCAACAAUGCAGGAGUUAAAGUCAGACUAACUCAGAAGAUGCUUGAGUAUGGUCGACAGAUUGGAAUUGCCUCGAUCCAGCAAAAGCUCAGAAGUAUUAAAGUGCCAGAUAUAAGUGGCACAGAAAAGGUGGAUCCUAUUGGCAAGGUCCAAUAUAGUUUUACAGGGAUGCAGAUUUUAAACCUGGGACUUCCCAAAUCAACAUUGGGGUUAGUUCCUGACACUGGAGUCAUACUUUCAAUUGGCGACGCCUACAUCAAUCUGCAUGGAAAUUGGAGAGUCAAAUACCUCAGGAUCAUAAAAGACAGUGGAUCAUUUGAUCUGGCUGUGAGUGAACUGACCAUUAGCACCACUAUUGCAGUCAUGAGUGAUGACACUGGCCGCCCAACAGUCAGCAUGACCAACUGUGCAGCAACUGUGGGAAGUGUCAACGUCAAAUUUCAUGGCGGGGCCAGCUGGUUGUAUAACCUCUUCAGUUCCUUCAUUAAUAAGGCUUUACACAAUGCUCUACAGAAACAGAUCUGCCCUUUGGUGGCUGACUCCAUUGCUGAAAUGAACCCCCACCUGAAAACAUUAAAUGUUUUAGCCAAAGUUGACCAAUAUGCUGAAAUUGACUACUCCAUGGUGGGGUCUCCUGUCAUGUCUAAUACUUCAAUUGACUUGGAUUUAAAAGGUGAAUUCUAUAACAUUGGACAACACAAGGAGCCCCCAUUCUCCCCAACACCUUUCUCAUUGCCUUAUCAGGACACUAAUAUGCUGUAUAUUGGAGUAUCUGCCUUCUCCAUCAACUCAGCAGGCUUUGUGUACCACAGUGCUAGCGCCCUCCGUCUCUACAUCACCGAUGACAUGAUUCCCUCUGGUUCUCCAAUUCGUCUUAACACAAGGACAUUUGGAGCAUUCAUUCCUCAAAUUGCGAAAAUGUAUCCUGGUCUGAUGAUGAAACUAUUGGUUGAGACAGUUAAGGAACCAAUCAUUAUAUUGGAACCGAACAAUAUGACUGUCCAGGCAAUCAGUACAGUGACAGCUUACGCUAUUCAGCCCAACCGCACACUAUCUCCACUCUUUGUCCUCAAUCUGGAGGGCAGUGUCAGUGCCGACAUAUAUGUGACUGAGCUCAAACUGGCAGGAAAUUUAACCCUUAACAAAAUUUAUAUGAGCUUAUCAAAAAGCUAUGUGGGACCAUUCCAGGUGACAUCUCUUGACAAUAUUUUCACAAUGGUCUUGAAAAUUGCUGUGAUUCCCAAGAUUAAUGCUCGUUUACAGGAAGGUUAUCCACUUCCUGCCAUUGGAAAGAUGCAGCUUGUAAACAGUCAACUCCAGGUUUUGAAGAACUACUUGUUGAUUGGAACAGAUGUUCAAUUCACGGGAUAAAUUUCACCUGAAUUGGUGAAUAAUUUUAAAUAAAAACAAAAUAAAUAAGAUUUACUACUGAAGUUAUUAUGCUUUUAAAAGUGAUUUUUAAAAAUAAAUAAUUUACAUCUUUAA
Molecule: messenger RNA, 1628 nt
Organism: Rhinichthys klamathensis goyatoka
Lineage: Eukaryota; Metazoa; Chordata; Actinopteri; Cypriniformes; Leuciscidae
Product: bactericidal permeability-increasing protein-like
Exons: 16
Coding region: 90-1514 (474 amino acids)
Molecular function (GO): lipid binding
Source: RefSeq, a predicted model, not a curated record